GGCAAAAAAUGAAAAUGCAUAGGUUUUGCUUCUGUGCAGUUCUUCUGCUGUGUCUUUUGGUCUCUAAGACAUCACAGGAAAAUGGAGUUAUUCGUGAAAGCUGUUUAAGAACUACAGAUACUAAAGUUCGUAUGCAACUUCUGGAAAGCUACUUCAUCCAGCGCAAGCCCUUGUACUCUGUGGAAGCUGUGAGAUUUCGCACAGUCAAGGGGCUCACAAUCUGCUCACAUCCCUCCUCGCGAUGGGCCAAAAAAGCUAUCAAGCACCUGAAUAAAAAGAAGAAACCUAAGUCAGGAUAAAACAGGUUGAUAUUUCAACCAAUACUACAUCAACUCAGACUCAACGCAAGAAACAGAGACCCAUGAAUGUUAAUGAUUUUAAAAUGCACUUUAUUGUAAGCUGUGAUGUUUAAAAAAAUACCU
Molecule: messenger RNA, 422 nt
Organism: Paramisgurnus dabryanus
Lineage: Eukaryota; Metazoa; Chordata; Actinopteri; Cypriniformes; Cobitidae
Gene: xcl32a.1
Product: chemokine (C motif) ligand 32a, duplicate 1
Biological process (GO): immune response
Cellular component (GO): extracellular region
Molecular function (GO): chemokine activity
Source: RefSeq, a predicted model, not a curated record